AUGUAUGAAGAUUAUUUUUCCAUCGAUGAUAUUUUAUCAACUCAAGAACGUAUUCGUUGUCAAUUACUUGUUGACAUACCAAAGUUAGGUUUUCUCGAAUCUUCAUUGUCUUCAUCAUUAAGCGAUGAUAAAAAGGAUCAAAAAGAAGGAUCAAAUCUUUCAUCAUUAACAGCAAAUACAAAACUUGAACUUCCUUACUGGAUGGUUUAUUCAAUAUGUAAUUGUAAAACAAGAUUUGCUUCACUACCUGAAUUACCAUCAAUAUAUGCACGAAUUCAACGACAAAUCUUUGAUGCUGACGCAUCUGUCGUGGAUUUAGCUAAACAAGCUCCACAUUUCUAUCGUCAAGGACGUCAUUUAUUAGAAUUAAAUUUUGAUGAAAAAAGACAAGUUGCAACAACACUUUUAAAAACAUAUCAACAGAGAUUUCGAUCAAUUAUGGAUUCAGCCUUUCAUUUAGUCUUAUCGAAUGAUCAUCACCAUCAUGAAAGUAUGAAACAAAAAACAGCAAAAUUUGAAAGACAAGAAAAAAUUGUAUUGCUACUGGGUCAAGCUGCUUUUCGUGAUUAUGAUAGACUGAUUAAUAAUGAAACAAGACAAAUGUUACCACCAAAAAUUCAAGGAAUGACAAACGAUCUGACUAAUGUUCUUGCUGCGGCAAUUAAUCGAAAAAGAAAGAGAUAA
Rotaria socialis is the source of this 684-nucleotide messenger RNA. The record is from the annotation of a GenBank genome assembly. Lineage: Eukaryota; Metazoa; Rotifera; Eurotatoria; Philodinida; Philodinidae.